Molecule: messenger RNA, 503 nt
Organism: Lolium perenne
Lineage: Eukaryota; Viridiplantae; Streptophyta; Magnoliopsida; Poales; Poaceae
Molecular function (GO): protein binding
Source: RefSeq, a predicted model, not a curated record
CCCCCUUCUGAAGCGAACCCCGCCCGCCGGCGCCGCCUCCGGAACCUUUUAGAACCCUCUCCCUUCUCCCCCAGCUCCGGCGUACGCUCUCCUCGCCUGCCAUGGCCGACGCCACCGCCGCCCUCUCAGCUCGGAGCAAGGUGCAAGGCUUCCUGGAGGCCGCGUGCUCCCGCGACCUCGAUGCCCUCAGGAAGCUCGGCUCAGCGCUCGAUGAGGACGGGAAGGGCGCGGCCGCCGUGGCCGCCGGCGUGAGGGACGCCAACAAGCGCACAGCGCUGCACUUCGCGGCACGGGAGGGGCGGACAGAGGUCUGUAAAUUCCUCGUCGAGCAGCUCCGCCUCCCCGUUGACCCCAAGGACGACGAUGGUGAGACUCCGCUCAUCCAUGCGGCGCGGGGCAGGGCCGGCUGCAGACCGCGGAGUACCUGCUCGGCCACGGUGCUGACCCUUCCAUUGCGUCUAAUAUGGGAGCCACGGCCCUCCCUGCAAUGUCCCGGCUCGUGA